This is a messenger RNA of Capsella rubella, 1589 nucleotides long. RefSeq names its product putative glucose-6-phosphate 1-epimerase. Gene Ontology annotation, molecular function: carbohydrate binding; isomerase activity. The record is from RefSeq and is a predicted model, not a curated record. Gene Ontology annotation, biological process: carbohydrate metabolic process. The transcript has 8 exons. Lineage: Eukaryota; Viridiplantae; Streptophyta; Magnoliopsida; Brassicales; Brassicaceae. The coding region runs from base 382 to 1335 and encodes 317 amino acids.
UUUCCCAAUAUAAUUAUUAUUAUUAAAAAAAACGAGAGUAAUCUGGGUUUUAACUUAUUAAUAAUAAAAAUCAACGAAGAUAGCUGUAUUGCUCUUCUUAUCGCCAUGUGUUCUUCUUCUUCUUCUUCUUCCUCAUACUCUUCUUCUUUUUUUUUUUAAAUGUUUUCUUUGAGUGGAGAACAGUAGUUAGUACUACUUAAAAUGAGCUUAGAUUUCCAGAUCUAUUAACAAACGUCGUGGUCAUGAGAUUUUUGUGAGAAAGCUAAAAAAAGCCCUUUUGUCGUUUUUAUUCUCUUUUCCUUGUCCCUAAGUUGUUGAGAUUUUUCAAAAUUCAAGCCAAGCCAAAGCAACAAGAAGAAGUCAGAUUUCAAGGAAGAAAGAAUGGGUCAUUGCGCAACAGUGUGGGAUCAAAAAGAAGCUACUGAGAUUAUCAAAGAUUGGAACGGCAUUGACCAAGUCCUUCUCAGAAACCCACAUGGUGCUUCUGCCAAGAUUAGCUUACAUGGAGGGCAAGUGAUUUCAUGGCGGAAUGAACUAGGCGAAGAGCUUCUUUUCACUAGCAACAAGGCUAUAUUCAAACCCCCAAAAUCAAUGCGUGGAGGGAUUCAGAUUUGUUAUCCUCAGUUUGGGGAUUGUGGAUUACUGGAUCAACAUGGGUUUGCCAGGAACAAAAUCUGGGUCAUCGAUGAGAAUCCACCUCCUCUUCACUCAAAUGAAUCCACUGUUAAGUCUUUUGUUGAUCUUCUUCUGAAACCAUCAGAAGAGGACUUUAAGCAAUGGCCUCAUAGUUUCGAGUUCCGUCUUCGAGUUUCGCUUGCUGUUGAUGGCGACUUAACGUUAGUUUCUCGGAUUAGAAACAUCAAUGGCAAGCCCUUUAGCUUCUCAUUUGCAUAUCACACUUACCUCUCUAUCUCAGACAUAAGUGAAGUGAGAGUUGAAGGGUUGGAGACAUUGGACUACUUAGACAACCUCAGCAAACAAGAGCUUUUGACAGAACAAGGCGAUGCAAUCACCUUUGAAUCCGAGAUGGACCGGACUUAUAUCAGAUCACCAAAGGUAGUUGCAGUUCUUGACCACGAACGAAAAAGAACAUAUGUUAUCGGAAAGGAAGGACUUCCAGACACUAUUGUAUGGAAUCCAUGGGAGAAGAAAUCAAAAACAAUGUCGGAUUUUGGGGAUGAUGAGUACAAAAGCAUGCUUUGUGUGAAUGCUGCAGCAGUUGAGAGACCGAUCACUUUAAAACCAGGAGAAGAAUGGACUGGCCGGCUUAUAUUGACUGCGGUUAAAUCCAGUUUCUGCUUCGACCAACUCGAACUUCAGAGCAAAGGAUUCUGAUUCUGACUCUGAAUCCCAUUCUAAAGAAGAUAGGGAAAAUAUGCUUAUUCCAUUGCUAGUUUCUGCAGCUUUUUUUGUACUGCAACAUUGGAAAAGCAGAAGCAUCGAUUUUUAUUUCCUUUUUUUUUUCUGGUUGAUUCUCUCGUUUUCUCAGUAAAUCCUAUUGUCUCAGACUGGUUUGGUGAUGUAGUGACUGAAAAAGCCUCGGUUUUUUUUCCUCGGCUAAUGUAAGAAUUUGAAACAAGGUGUGUUUA